UGCAGGUUGGCCCACGUGGUGUGUUGUUUACAUCUUCCAGGAACAUUGGAAGAAGGGAGGAGGGGGGGCAUGAAUUGUGAAACAGCUUUCCUGGAUAGAGUUACGUUGCUCCGCAUUAGGACAACAACAAACGCAGACUUGACAUUAACGCAGAGAGAAUGUGGAGCUGAAUCCUCCUGGUGUUUCCUCUUGAACGGCUCUUUAAACAACGCGAGACUCCACCAAUAAACACUAGAAUGCCUCAGCUAGGAAGCCUGUUUGCACAGAUUCAUCUCAGCUCCAAAGCUUCAGAAAGUGCUCAAAGCCGAAGCCCACGUCAGGCACCAGCACUGCCUGACUUCAUACAGCAUGUCAGGAAACUCACCGGGAUAAGAAAAGAAGACGUCUACAGCCAUCUGCGUAUCCGUGACCAGUUUCCGACCGCCAAAGAUGACAUCAACAUUGUUAUCCUCUCAGGCCAGGGGAUCUUCUGCAUAGAUGUAAAGACCUGGAGAGGCACUGUGUCCGCUCACAACCAGAACUGGCACGUUCAAGUGAAGGAAGAGGACCAAAACUUUACCAAUACCUGCAUUGAGCAGAUUAAAGAUCCCCUCAAAGCUAUCAUGACCAAGACUGCAAACCUAUGCAGCCACUUGAAGAGGAGUGGGGUGUCGGUGCCCCAAAGCCUCUUCUUCCCGAGGGUUAUCUUCCUCUCUCCAGACUGCGAGCUGGAUGAGGAGCUGAGGAAGACGAGGGAGCUGAUCUCUCACGGCCAGAUAGACGACUUCCUCAAAUCUUUCAGGGAGGGCUACAUGGCCUGGAUAUCAGAUGCAAUGACUCCAUCCUGGCUCUCUGGUCGUCUGUCGUACAGGCAGAUGGAGUCCGUGCGGGAAGUCCUGAGGAGUGUGGGGACGUGGGAUCUGGUGAGGCUGCACUGUGGCGAGCAGCUGAAAGGAGACUUCCAGAGCUGCCAGUACAUCGCUCUCAACCGACAGGAGACAGAAACGCUGGAGUUUUCCAGAGUCAAGACCCUGUCAGCUGAUUCGCUGUGGGCCCUGCUGGGACACGCUCCUCAGGUAACAGUUAAAAUGUACAAGCGUGGAUCGCAGGGCUGGCUUGGGAAAUCCCUGAUCGCCACGACCACCAUCCCCUCCAACACUGCUGUGAUCUUCAGGAUCAGCGGGGAGGAAGCAGAUGCCAAAAUCCCAGCAUACACCAUUCACAGCAUCACACUCAGUAACUGACAGUGUGUGUCACUCAAUAGUGGAUAGCCAUCCUUCCUCUACCCGCAGAGCCACGGGGAGAGGAAUCAUUUUUAAUUACAAGUAUGCAGACGCAAAAAAAGAACUCUUAAUAUAGCUUUAACCUCCUCACGUUUUUUCCGAGUGCCUUUUACUAUGCAGUUUUUGUAAUUUGUCAUAUUGUGCUAAAAACACAAGUUCUGAAUGUCUUUAAGUGAGCGUUUAUUGAAAAAAAAGACAAGAAAAGCAAAAAGCCAGAUUGGCAAUUUCCCUGAUUCUGCGAUGCUCAAUAUUAUGUUAAUGAAAAUGGUUUCACACAAUUAGCCUGAUUAACGUUCUCUUGUUUUGAAUCUCUAGGGCUGGCCCACACUUUACACUAGCCAUUAAUGCAUCAUUAUGCUAGCUGAUUGUGUCACAUCAGUUCAGCAUUGAAGUGUUUAAUGUGUUAAUUGUGGCGGUUAAAAGCUGGUGGCCUCUAGUAGUGCGAUUACUGGCUCUGUGGGUUUAAUGGGCAGUGAUUUACGGUCUGUUUAGAAAGUGUAACUGUAAGGUGCUUUAUUAAUAUGCUCCACCACACCGGGAGAUCAUAACAUAUUCAAGAGCGCACAGGCGCAGCCACCCUUACCAUUCAUAACUGUGUCAGAGUCACUUUCAAUCAGUUGCCAGGCUUACACAGCUGCGCUAACAGCUAGCAAUUGUAUUUGCUUUGCCUGGUAGCCUCCAAAAUGAAGUUAUUUCCAUCGAGAUAUCAGUGCCUUUAGCUAAUGCAAUAGAAGGAGCUCUCUGUGUUGAUGGUAUCUCUUUGCAUGGCAUCUCUCUACCUGAAACAUCAUUACACUGUACUCAAGCUACUCACUUUUUUCAAAUGUCUGUUUACUGUUUUACCUGAGGGACAGAUUGCACAAACAGCAUUGUUCCGUUUCUUCUCAUUUUUAAGACUUGUUUUUUAGAUAUUGGUCAACAUUGCUUGAAUGUGAAAGUGUUCUGAUGAAUUUAUUGUCUUUGCAUAUUCAAACUUAAGUACAAAAGAAGGUCCUCAGGAACUAUUUUCUCCACAUCACUUUAUAAACAAUAUUGACAAUAUCAGACGAUCUGGGAUGCGAAGGGUUUUGAGACGUUACUGUAUACAAUUCUGAGUGGUGGGUGCAUGCAUGUUAAUAUGAAUGUUUAGCCAUUUGUUUUUUAACUUCAAGCACUUUCACUAUCAAGCCAACUUGAUUGUUUACCAUACUCUUGAGUUAAUUUGUUUAAAGCA
Molecule: messenger RNA, 2475 nt
Organism: Anoplopoma fimbria (sablefish)
Lineage: Eukaryota; Metazoa; Chordata; Actinopteri; Perciformes; Anoplopomatidae
Exons: 7
Coding region: 237-1223 (328 amino acids)
Source: RefSeq, a predicted model, not a curated record